Messenger RNA from Medicago truncatula (barrel medic), 890 nucleotides. Its product is annotated as probable transmembrane ascorbate ferrireductase 4. Lineage: Eukaryota; Viridiplantae; Streptophyta; Magnoliopsida; Fabales; Fabaceae. The transcript has 4 exons. The record is from RefSeq and is a predicted model, not a curated record. Gene Ontology annotation, molecular function: oxidoreductase activity. Bases 136 to 870 code for a protein of 244 amino acids.
UUUAACCUUGAAGUGGACGAAAAAGUGGAUCUAAGAGCCAGGUUGUCGGCAGCCAUCCACGAGUGUAGUUAGUAGUGACUAGUGACUAGUGAGAGGCAGCUUUACAAACUAACAAACACAUUUAGAUCAGUUGUUAUGGCCACUGCCACUGUCUUUCCCUCACUACUCCCUUUGCUCUUUCUUGCUAGAGUUUGUGGUCUUUCAGUAGCAUUUCUUGUUCUCUUCUGGGCUCUUACUUUCAAAUCUAGCUUCCUCAAUACUUCUAAUUCCCUUCCUCAACAGGAUCUCAUCUAUGCAGUUCUCCAUCCUGUGCUUAUGGUCAUUGGUUUUAUCCUUUUAAGUGGAGAAGCAAUUUUGGUGCAUAGAUGGUUACCUGGAUCAAGAGGGUUGAAGAAAUCGGUGCAUUUAUGUCUUCAAGGGGUGGCUUUAGCUUCUGGGAUAUUUGGGAUUUGGACAAAAUUCCAAGUAAAUGAUGGGAUUGUGGCUAAUUUCUACAGUCUGCAUUCAUGGAUGGGUUUGAUUUGUGUAUCACUCUUUGGAGCUCAGUGGCUAAUAGGCUUCUUGAACUUUUGGCACCGAGGAGAAAUACGAACAGUGAGGAUAAAGAUCUUACCAUGGCAUGUAUUUCUUGGCUUAUACACUUAUGCAUUGGCAGUAGCAACGGCUGAAACUGGAUUAUUAGAGAAGUUGACAUUCUUGCAAACACAGAGAAAUGUAUCCAAACACAGCACUGAGUCCAUGGUUGUAAAUUCUUUAGGCCUUGGUCUUGCUCUUCUUAGUGGCUUUGUUAUUUUGGCUGCUGUUUCACCUAAGUAUCAAAUUCUUCAAAGCAAACUAUUGUACUCAGAUUCUAGGUGUUUGGCAUCUUAAUAAAAACGCAUUUCACUUUC